This is a messenger RNA of Emys orbicularis (European pond turtle), 3828 nucleotides long. It is a transcript of the gene TMEM38B, whose product is annotated as transmembrane protein 38B. Gene Ontology annotation, cellular component: membrane. NCBI's taxonomy places the organism in Eukaryota, Metazoa, Chordata, Testudines, Emydidae. Gene Ontology annotation, biological process: potassium ion transmembrane transport. The transcript has 7 exons. The record is from RefSeq and is a predicted model, not a curated record. Bases 310 to 1017 code for a protein of 235 amino acids. Gene Ontology annotation, molecular function: potassium channel activity; identical protein binding.
GCCAGAGCCAGGCCCAGGCCCGGGCCGAGGGGUAGCCGCCGCCGCCGCCAUGGAGCUGGGGCAGGUGCCGCUGCGCUUCUCCCGCCUGCCCAUGUUCCCCUUCUUCGACGCGGCGCAUUACCUGGCCUCCGUCAUGGCGCUGAAGGAGCAGCGGGAAGGGAUGAGUGGUUGAAGUUCCUUAGAAAUUCAAAACAUCCCAUUUUUGAGGGAUUGAACAAAGAUGGGCCCAGAAACUCUCCAGAGUCAACACGACAGUCAGGAGCAGUGGAGGUGUCACGCCAGAGCCCGAUUGCAUGUUGGUUUAGUGCUAUGCUUUACUGCUUUGGUGGGUCUGUUCUGUCUUCCUUGAUGCUUGCAGAGCCUCCUGUAGGGUUCCUUGCAAACAGCACUAAUAUCUUCCUGGCAUCUUCAGUCUGGUAUCUUGUAUUUUUUUGUCCACAUGACAUAGUCUACCGAUGCUUUUCCUUUCUGCCUCUUCGACUGAUGAUUGCAGGAAUGAAAGAAGUGACUAGGACUUGGAAAAUAACAGCUGGAGUUGCACAUGCAAACAGCCACUACAAAAAUGCCUGGCUUAUCAUGGUAGCUGUUGGCUGGGCCAGAGGAGCUGGUGGUGGCUUAAUCUCUAACUUUGAGCAGUUGGUGAGAGGUGUUUGGAAACCUGAAAGCAAUGAACUUCUGAAGAUGUCCUACCCUGUAAAAGUGGCUCUGGUAGGUGCAGUACUCUUCACAUUGCAACAUGCCCAGAACCUACCGAUAGCAAGACACAACCUUAUGUUCUUUUAUACCACCUUUCUAGUGGUCACAAAGGUAACCAUGAUGUUGACACAAUCUGCAGUUUCUCCAUUUGCUCCUUUCGAGUCUGUACUGGGCCGUAUGCUCUUUGGUUGGCAACAAACUCCAUCUAAAGUAAAGGGUGAGGCCAGAGUAUCUUCCAACGGAACCUCUUCAGUCUGUGACCGUUCUGCUGGCGAGGCCAGUGAAAGCAUUAAGAAAAGACAGGCAAAGAAAACAGAAUAAGUGGCCAAAAAAAUGAUCUUGUUACAUGUGGCCGUAACACUUUAAAACAUUUCUAUUUCAAAUGAUGGGAAAAAGAAAAUGGUAUGUAAGGAAAUACAUGUGACAGACUGGCAGCAGUGAUGAGUUUUGUGUACUACUGUAAUGUAGUUAGCCUUUAAAGUAUAUUUUGUAAAUUGUAAUUCAAAUGCUGGGAAUGUGUAUCAUGGUAGACGUUUCUAAUUUAAAUGGUACUAAAAAAGAGAUUUUAUAGUGAUGAUAAAACAAACAAACCUGAAGUUAGUAACAAAAUGAGACAAUCAGAUUUGACUAUUUUUCCUUUUUCUUUAUCAUUUAUUUUUGCUUAUAUUUUCUGUUUUGAUUCUUGUUUUUCAGCUGAAUAAAGUGGAUAGUUAUACACAGUAGCAUAUGCCAAGGUAUGAAAGGCUCUUGUAGUCUUGUUCAAUUGAGCAAUGGAGUUAGAGUAAAAUUUUUACCAAACGUUCACAUUAUGUGAAUAAAAAAUUAACACUGUAAAUAGUUUGCACGGCAAAACUGUGGAAAUGUGCCAAAAACAAGGCCUUUGUUCUCUAGAAAAAUAUCUGAAUUACUACUAUAAUUCAUGUUGCACUGAUCUUGAUUCUGCUUAGUCACAAACUAGAGAAUAUUUUUCAUUUUCUACUUUCCAGAAUAAGAGUAAAUUCUCUUGCACUUUAAAAAAAAAAAAAAAAUUAUAGUUAGUACUGAAAAUUUUCUAUUUGCGAACAUUUAUCCAGCUAACCCACUUUGAUACUGUCAGCUGAAAACUUUUGAUUUAUGUGUUUGCUGUUCUGUAGACAGUAAAUCAGACAGUAACGUAAUAUUACUGUUAUUAAAUUGCUAAUGUUCAUUUGUAUUGAAGCAUAUGACUUUUAGUAUUUCUUCCAUUUUCAUUUCGCUGUGACUGGAUGUGUUCUAGCAUGGCAUCUUAUCCCAAAUAUCUAACAUCUUCUCCUGCUUUCUAAAGUAGACCGUCAUUGUGAAAGGAACUCGGAGAAUUACAUGUUGCAAGUAAUAAACAUUUUGGGUUGGGAAAAUGGGUAUCACCUUAACCUUCUCCCUGAUUGUAGGAUAAAUGCAUGUAUUUUACUUCCUCCCCCACACUCGCCUUUUCUGCACUAGUGUUUUUAUUAAAAUCUCCCAUCAUUUUGCUACUACCGGUUAAGCUGCACCAAUGGUAGCAAUGGCAAUAGCACUGGUGCAAAAACUGUGUUCAUACCUCUGUCAUUUAACCCUGUUUAGAUUAGGGUCAUAUGAUGCGGUAAUAAAGAUACUUGUGCCCUGUCUAUUCCACCACUUAUGCAGGUACUAGCAUUGGUGGAGCAGUUACUUGCUGGUGGUAAUGAGUAAGAGUACUUCUAGUGUAAGAUGCACCAUAAUUGUCCAUCAGCUUUUGCUGAAAUGCCUCUUCCUGUUCCUUGCGUAUGUUGCACACCAGUUUGGGAACUCCUUUCUAGCAGCUAUUAUCUUAGUGAAAGUCUCUCAAUUUUAGAAGAUGUAAUUUUAGAAGAGGAAGUUUCAGAGAUGUUGCAUUUUGUGAGUGGUAUCUUUCAUUUGGCCUGUCAUUCAUUUUGUCGUCAAAACUAUUUUCUUCUGUGUUUCUUCUGUCAACAAGCCUAACUUUGAAGCAUUUCUGUAGCUAAAUUAAACCAGUUACCUCCAUGUGAAAAUGGCAAGGGGGAGAGAAAAUGUACAUUUCUCCUCAGACUGCAGUUCAACUCUGAAAAAUGAUUGUGGGCAAACAGUUAUCCAAGUAGCUCAGGGGUCAGAUCUAAAAUCUGAAAAUGAAAUUCCAGUUGCAAGGUACAUUUCUGAAUUUGAGAAUCUGAGUUCAGAUGUAUACAAAUGUGGCACCUUAUUCAACAAAGCUUUUCUUUCUGUGUAUUCAUAGUCAUAUAUACUCAUUCUUGUAGCCAAAAUAAUUUUUUUUACUGCUUUUUCUUCCUGUUAGUCCCAGCCAACAUAGCUGAGAGAGAAUGCUAAAUCUAUUUGAUGUAUUUGCAGGGUUGGCAGCUAGAAAAAACCUCUUCACCUAUGCACUGAGAACCUCUGAUAUGGAAAUAAAGAGGCAAAUAGAAUUCCAUGAUGCUACUUCAAGUCUUUUAGAUAAGAAUCCAACUUUAUAGUAAACCUUAGAUUUUAGGCAGUGUCCAGGUAUCUGGCCAUGUAUUUCAGGUCUCGUUAACUAAAACAACAACCUACUUCAACAUGGAAACAAAUUCAUGAAAUCCAGCCUAUCAUUGGGCAAAAGUCUUAUGAGUCUAGUGCCUAAAGGACAAAAUAAUGUCAGAUUUUUGCCUUAUAACCUUGGGGCUCAGUUUGUUUUCCAGUAAUAAGUGGUAGAAGUGUUGAAUCGCCUCAUACCAGAAUAUUAAAUACCCAUAUGAUUUUAGGUUAUAAAGGGGUAUUUGGAUGCCAUUAAAAGUAACUACUAGUUACCUGGUUAACAGGGAGCUAAAAAUGAGAGACACCAGUAACUGCAGUACUUCCUGCACAUGUAAAACUUUCAGGUAACUCGUAAGUCCCUAAGAGGUGUAUUAAGAUUGUGAACAAGUGUUCGAAUACUUCAUAGUACUACCCUUGGUACAUUGGGUAUGAGACCUUUUUCCCCCCCCCCCCCCCAGGUAACUAUUGUACUACUGUGAAAUACUGGCCAAUAUCACUAUUUUUAACCCAAAUGGCUAUGUGAAAAUAUGUUUAGAAUUACUUUAAGUUUACAAUAAUUUGAAGCAGAAAAUGGGGUGUGUUAUAUUCAGUGUGGAUUUAUAAAAAUUACAUUAUUAAUAAAAUAAGUGG